AUGAAUGACAACAAGAGGCAAAAAGUCGUGAUACUGGGCUCCGGAUGGGCGGGAUAUAGCUUCGCCCGCACCCUCGACCCAGCCAAAUUCGACCGCAUCGUCAUCUCUCCCCGCGGUUACUUUGUCUUCACGCCUCUUCUGGCCUCUACGUCCGUCGGAACACUCGAAUUCAGAGCCGUGCUCGAGCCUGUCCGGCGUCUACCCGGAGGCGUGCGCUUCUACCAAGGCUGGGCCGACGAUGUCGACUUCUCCCAAAAGGUCAUCCGGGUCGAGGCCAAUGCCGUCGACGGCCUUCCCAGUGAACUGCAAUCUUCAACGGUACCUGUAAAGAAGGAAGCAGUCAAGAAGGAAGCGGCCAAGAAAGGCGAAGUCUUUGAUGUCGAGUAUGACAAGCUCGUCAUCGCCGUGGGAGCCUACAGCCAGACCUUUGGCAUCCCCGGGGUGAGGGAACAUGCACAUUUCCUACGAGACGUGGGCGACGCGCGACGCAUCCGACUACGAGUCCUCUCCCUCUUCGAACAGUGUUCAUAUCCGACUCCCGCCGACAGCAGCGACACGCAUGUCGCAAAGGGCUCGCUCUCAGAGGCCGACAAGCGAUCGCUGCUUCACUUCGUCAUUGUCGGCGGCGGUCCCACGGGGAUCGAGUUUGCGGCAGAACUGCACGACCUGAUCCACGAGGAUCUGAAGAAGCUGUAUCCCGAGCUGGUGCCGCUGGUCCGCAUCACGGUGUACGACAUCGCGCCCAAGGUGUUGCCCAUGUUUGACCAGGCGCUGGCGCAGUAUGCCAUGGAUACGUUUGCGCGGCAGGGCAUCCAGGUCAGGACUGAGCACCACCUGGAGCGCGUGAGGAUAGCUGAUGGACUUCUCGGGAGUGCACACGGUGGGAUGAGCAUCAAGAUCAAGGAGUACAGCGACGAGGUCAACGCCGGGCUGGUCGUCUGGAGCACGGGGCUGAUGCAGAAUCCCUUUGUGGAACAUUUGGUCGGCAAAGAGUUUGCCGUCGCCCAGGACAAGGAGCUGCAGAAGCCAGAAGACGCUCGACCUCACCGUCUCGUGAAAGACGCCAAAACAGGCGGCAUCCUCACCGACGCUUACCUUCGUGCUCGUAUAACCGACAGUGAAACCUCACAACCUCAUGACGCCGCCGCCGCUGCCGGUGGCACAUCAUCAAAGCCCGUCAUGCCCGACGUCUUCGUCAUUGGCGACUGCGCAGUCAACGAGGGCGACCGGUCGCUCCCGAAAACAGCACAGGUAGCCGCCCAGCAGGCCGGAUACCUCGCCAAGCAGCUCAACAAGGCGACGCAAAACGGCUCGCUCGACGCGGUCGACGUCGGCAGCGCCUGGAAGCCGUUCAAGUUCCGCAACUGGGGCACGCUGACCUACCUCGGCGGCUGGAAGGCGAUUCACCAGAGCUCUGCCGACGAGCUGCGGGGAUGGGUUGCCUGGGUCGUGUGGCGGGGGGCGUAUCUGACGAGGAGCAUGAGCUUGCGGAAUAAGAUGAUGGUGCCCGUGUAUUGGUUCGUGUCGUGGGUGUUUGGGCGGGACAUUUCGCGGUUCUGA
Messenger RNA from Trichoderma citrinoviride, 1560 nucleotides. RefSeq names its product FAD/NAD(P)-binding domain-containing protein. The transcript has 2 exons. NCBI's taxonomy places the organism in Eukaryota, Fungi, Ascomycota, Sordariomycetes, Hypocreales, Hypocreaceae. Bases 1 to 1560 code for a protein of 519 amino acids. The record is from RefSeq and is a predicted model, not a curated record. Gene Ontology annotation, molecular function: NADH dehydrogenase activity.